AUGGUUCUAGAAAAUUACUCUGCAGUGACUGAGUUUAUCCUUGCAGGCUUAACAGACCAACCAGAACUCCAGAUUCCACUUUUCUUCCUAUUCCUAGGAAUCUAUGUGGUUACUAUGGUUGGGAACUUGGGCAUGAUCAUCUUAAUUGGGCUCAGUUCCCACCUCCACACCCCCAUGUACUAUUUCCUCAGUUGUCUAUCUUUCAUUGAUCUCUGUCAUUCCACUGUCAUCACCCCCAAAAUGCUUGUGAACUUUGUGUCAGAGAAAAACAUCAUCUCUUACCCUGAGUGUAUGACUCAGCUCUAUUUUUUCCUCAUAUUUAUAAUUUCUGAAUGCCAUAUGUUGGCAGUAAUGGCAUAUGAUCGCUAUGUUGCCAUCUGUAGCCCUCUUUUAUAUAAUGUCAUCAUGUCCUAUCAGUUGUGCUCCUGGCUAGUGGGUGGAGUGGGGACAAUGGCUGUGGUUGGAGCCACAGUUCAUACAGGAUGUAUGCUUAGAAUUUACUUUUGCAAAGAUAACAUUGUCAAUAAUUUCUUUUGUGAUCUUCUUCCCCUCUUCAAGCUUUCCUGCUCCAGCACCUACAUCAAUGAAGUAGUGCUUCUAGCUUUUAGUUCAUUUAAUCUUUUUGUCCCAACUCUGACUAUUCUCAGCUCUUAUAUUUUCAUCCUGUUCAGCAUCCUUCGCAUCCAAUCCACUGCAGGCCGUUCUAAAGCUUUCAGCACUUGCAGCUCCCAUAUCAUGGCUGUUUCUCUAUUCUUUGGCUCAACUGCCUUCAUGUAUCUGCAACCUUCUACCAACUCCAUGGAUCAGGGAAAAGUAUCCUCUGUGUUUUAUACCAUAGUGAUCCCCAUGUUGAACCCUCUGAUCUACAGUCUCAGAAACAAAGAUGUCAAAGUUGCACUGAAGAAACUUCUAGACAAAAGGGUUUUUUCAUAA
Molecule: messenger RNA, 933 nt
Organism: Antechinus flavipes (yellow-footed antechinus)
Lineage: Eukaryota; Metazoa; Chordata; Mammalia; Dasyuromorphia; Dasyuridae
Product: olfactory receptor 150-like
Exons: 2
Coding region: 1-933 (310 amino acids)
Biological process (GO): G protein-coupled receptor signaling pathway; sensory perception of smell
Cellular component (GO): membrane
Molecular function (GO): G protein-coupled receptor activity; odorant binding; olfactory receptor activity
Source: RefSeq, a predicted model, not a curated record